This is a messenger RNA of Penicillium roqueforti, 1614 nucleotides long. Its product is annotated as choline transporter-like family protein. Gene Ontology annotation, biological process: transmembrane transport. Gene Ontology annotation, cellular component: plasma membrane. NCBI's taxonomy places the organism in Eukaryota, Fungi, Ascomycota, Eurotiomycetes, Eurotiales, Aspergillaceae. The record is from RefSeq and is a predicted model, not a curated record. Bases 1 to 1614 code for a protein of 537 amino acids. Gene Ontology annotation, molecular function: transmembrane transporter activity. The transcript is spliced from 2 exons.
AUGAGUGGACAGGCUGCUAGCUAUUACAAUAAUGAGGGCUUCCCUCAGGGCCAACCUCAGUAUCCGCCCAACUCUGGUUAUGAACAGCAACAUGGGAACUAUCAACCGCCAAAUAAUGCGCCAUACCAGCAACCAGCCUAUCAGCAACCUCCAUCUGAGCCCAAACCACCGCAGUACCACCAAAAUGUCCCAGAGUCUGGAUACACUUUUGACCAGGCGUUCAAGAUCGAGAAGCCAAAGUGGAACGACCUGUGGGCAGGUCUUUUGUUGAUCGCAGUCUUCCUCGGGUAUGCCGCCGUGUCCGGACUUACCAUCCACAAGUAUGCCACCAACAAAGGCUUCAACGGAGGUGGCAUUUACGACUCGAGCAAUGAUUUCUCGCUGGACACCAACACCCUCGUCUUGUUUAUCUUCGUCCUUGUCGUCGCCCUAGUCUUCUCUUGGCUCUAUUUCAUGGGCGCAAGAUACUUCACCAAGACCUUCAUCUGGGCGACCGGCAUUCUCAACAUUGUCUUCGCCUUGGCAACAGGAAUCUAUUACAUCGCGCGCAAGCAAUAUGGAGGUGGUAUCGUGUUCCUCAUCUUCGGCGUCUUCGCAAUCGUCUGUUUCAUUAGCUGGAUCCCGCGAAUCCCAUUCACUGCCUUUAUGCUGCAGACCGCCAUGGACGUGGCCCGAGGGUACGGGCACAUCUUCGUAGUCAGCGCGCUGGGCGGAAUCGUAACGGUCGCUUUCGCCGCCUGGUUCUCCGUCACGAUGGUCUCGAUCUACGUCGCCUACGAGCCCGAUUCCACUGGCAACAACCCAUCCUGCACGAACGGCGGCUGCAGCAGAGCAAAAGUCAUCGGCCUCGUCGUCUACGUGACCUUCGCCAUGUACUGGGUCAGUGAGUGGAUCAAGAACACGGUGCACACCACCGUCGCCGGUGUCUACGGUUCGUGGUAUUUCUUCAGCAAGUCCGCCGGCGGCAUGCCCAAGGGCUCCACCCGGGGCGCCUUCCGUCGCGCGACUACGUACUCCUUUGGCAGUAUCAGUUUCGGCAGUCUGAUCAUCGCGUUCAUCAACAUGUUGCGGCAGGCGUGCUCGGUCGCGCAGCGACAAGAGGCUGGACAGGGUAACUUGGUCGGCAGUAUUUUCGUUUGGAUUUUGGGAUCUAUCAUCUCGCUGUUGGACUGGCUCGUUACGCUUUUCAAUCGCUACGCGUUCUGUCACAUCGCAUUGUACGGAAAGGCAUAUAUCCCCGCAGCCAAGGAUACUUGGUCUAUGAUGCGCGAUCGAGGAAUUGAUGCUCUCGUGCAAGACUGCCUGAUGGGUCCGGUGUUGACUAUGGGUUCGACUUUCGUCGCCUAUGUCUGUGCGCUGUUGUCCUAUCUCUAUCUGCAGUUCACCAACCCCGCGUACAACAGGGAUGGUAACUUCACCGCGGUCAUCAUGGCUUUCGCUUUCUUGAUUGGUCUUCAGGUCUGCCAGGUCUUCAUGACUCCCAUUGGUAGUGGCGUUGAGACCAUCUUCGUGGCGAUGGCUUGGGAUCCUCAGGUCAUGAUUAAUGACCACCCGGAUAUUUAUUACAAGCUGGUGGAGAUUUACCCUAGAGUCCAGCAGGCAGUCCACGCUUGA